CGGGCCGUGGCGGAGCUGCCCGUAGCCCCUCUGGAUCGUGCCUUCAGGAGCCAGUUUCUGUCCCUGGUCGUACGCUUGGGAGCCUAAUCCUGCCCCUAAACUUGCCCUCAGGAGCCUUAUCCUGCGCCAAAGCUGCCCCCCGAACCCCCCAUCGCUGCUCGGCUUUCAGAAGCCUCGUGUCAAGAAACUGACGCCGACGUGUGUUUAAAACCGUGAACCAAAAAAACCCCAAACCAAACCCAGCGGCACUGCGAUUCUUUUUCAUGGCUUAUUCUGUGUGCAGUUCACCUCUGCACUUCUUCCCUUGAGCUACGGGAGUUUUUUAUUUUCAGUGAGGAGGAGCAGGAUGGAUGUGCUGAGGCCCACCCUGGUGAGGACUGGGGGGCGAGUGUACCGGAAGAAUCUCAUCCAAGAGCAGCCCUUCCCGCGGGAGGAGGAGGAGGAUUUCUGUGCAGGCCCCGGUGACUGCGCGGACGAUGAUCCCUGCGACGCCUUUGUGGUGGAGGAGACUGAGCGAGGCUUCCAGAGCCGGGUGGAGGUUCCCAGCCCCUUCUACAAGUAUAUCAUUGGGAAGAAAGGGGAAACCAAGAAGAGGCUGGAAACAGAGACUCGAACCUCCAUCAGCAUCCCCAAGCCUGGAGUGGAAGGAGAAAUUGUGAUCACCGGGCAGCAGCGGAGCGGAGUCGUCUCCGCCCGGACGCGCAUCGAUGUGCUCCUGGACAGCUUCCGUAAGAAGCAGCCCUUCACACACUUCCUGUCCUUUGCUCUCAACCAGCCUGCCAUCCAGGAGAAGUUCCUGCAGUUCAAGGAGGAAGUGUUGGAGAAAUGCUCACAAGAUCACGGGGUCAGCAGCAGCCUGUUCCAGAACCCUGCAAAGCUUCACCUGACUCUUGGGACGCUGGUACUCCUGAAUGAACAAGAGAUCCAGAAAGCGUGUGACCUCCUACAGCAAUGCAAAGAGGACUUUGUGGACCAAAUCACCGGAGGCAAGCCCCUGACCGUGGAGGUGGCGGGAGUGGAGUACAUGAACGACGACCCUGCCAUGACCGACGUCCUUUACGCCAAAGUCCGCAUGAAGGACGGCUCAGACAGAUUGCAGGUGAUCGCUGAUCAGCUGGUGGAGCGGUUUGUGGCCUCUGGCCUGAUGCUCAAAGAAUGGGACAGGGUGAAGCUGCACGCUACAGUCAUGAACACUCUCUUCAGGAAAGAUCCAACUGAAGAGCGAAACAACACAAUGACUGGUAAAUCAUCUUUCAAGGAGCGGGAGUCAUUUAAUGGCCGAAAUAUCCUCAAGCUUGUCACUUUAUGAUUCCUGCGUGGAAUGCAUGCAGAACACCCAGGAGACGGCAUCUGUGAACGCACCAAGAGCUUCUUGGCAUUUAUGUGGCAUUUACUUUGGCUCAGGAAAAUAAAAAUAUGAAAAAGAAGCCUCCCAUCACAUGCCUUGGAUCUUUCUCCCUGAACUCCGUGUGUGCUGCAUCUUCUUACUUUGGCGGUACUUUUCCGGAGAGCGAUGGUUAUAUUGUUAUUGCUUCCCAAGGGAUUUUCCAGUGUCACAGAGGAGAUACUCCUGACUUGGGAGGUGGGACUUUUAUGACCAGGAUUCUGUCCCUCCUGAAGUCUGCAAGCUUUAUUCUUCCCAAAGGACAUGAGGUGAAAGGGCCUCUGCUGCUGCCUUUUAAACCUGCCAGAGGCUGAAGGAAAAGGAGAGGGGAAGGGCUGUUCCUCACAUUAUCCAUGUGGAAGGACUGGAUGCUAUAUUGGGGAUGGAGAGACACUCCAGAGCCAGCUGCACACUUGCAGAACAGAACAAUCUGCAGCUCUGUGGCUGGUGCUCCUGGCGAUGGCCCCGGUGACAUCUGUCCUUCCCUGUCCUUCCUAACCCUCCCUUCCAUCCCUGGGACUCCGCACAUCUUCAUCCUGUGACACCUGGGCAGGACUGGAAAGUGUUGGAUCCCCAGCCAGCGGUCCUUCAAAAAAAGCCCCGAAAAGGAAGCAGUUGCUAAUUUGGAGAGGAGGCUGGGAAUGCCGGGAAGAGCCGCCUCGCUGGAUGAGUGCCUGCCUACCUGCCUUUCCUACGCUCCUCGUGCAUUAUUCCUGGCGAGCUCCCAAGCACAAUUAAACCUCUGAUAGAUAAUCAGUGGUGGAGUGGUG
Manacus vitellinus (golden-collared manakin) is the source of this 2154-nucleotide messenger RNA. It is a transcript of the gene ASCC1, whose product is annotated as activating signal cointegrator 1 complex subunit 1. The transcript is spliced from 10 exons. The record is from RefSeq and is a predicted model, not a curated record. Gene Ontology annotation, molecular function: RNA binding. NCBI's taxonomy places the organism in Eukaryota, Metazoa, Chordata, Aves, Passeriformes, Pipridae. Gene Ontology annotation, cellular component: nucleus. The coding region runs from base 347 to 1309 and encodes 320 amino acids. Gene Ontology annotation, biological process: regulation of DNA-templated transcription; DNA alkylation repair.